AUGGCCAUGGAGAACGACACCAGUAGCGGGCCAUCAAGGAAGCGGCUCAGAACAUCCCACGCAGCCGCUUACUUUCCUGAUGAUAGAUGUGACGGUAAUGCGCCAUGUGCGGCUUGUGUCGCAACUGAAAACGACUGCACUUAUGGAUCCGAAGCCAACUCGAGGGGAAAGAGCGAUCUCAUUCUGGAAGGGGUGUUGCGUGUUGAGAAGUAUCUUCACGAGCUAAAUGCAAACAUUGCAGCAUCGCCACACUUCGUCAACCGCAGUUCUUCUCAUCCUGUGUUGUCACCAGCGAUCGGCUCGUCAGUUGGUAGAAGGAGCUUCUCCGGGGGCUCCUUAACAGACCUGCGCAUUACACCUCGGCCUACCCUCUGUCCACAUCCGGACGAGCUAGACAACGCUAACAACCUGGAGAAUGCUGUUCUCGAAUCACGGCACACUUCUACAACGGAGUCGAUACUACAAUGGCCCCAUUUCGACGUCUUCCCCAGUCUUCGCAAGGACUACACUUCCAUCUUCCACCUUGAGCAGUCUCGUCCUUGCAUCAAGACGAAGAAAGGAAACAUCCAUCCGUACGUGACAGAAGAAGAGGUCGACAGCAUUUUGGAUGCCUUCGCGCAUGCCGUCAACUUCUGGUAUCCUACAACGUCAAGCAAUCAGCUACAGAAUGCUCGGGCACUCAUCACGAACGGAAACUUUGAAGACAACGAUGAGCUCCGCGUCUGCCUUGCUUUACUCGUUAUGGCACUGGGAUGUGCAAGCAAGGUGACGGCGGGCUUGAUGGAAAGCGCUGCUGUCCCUGAGAGCGAACGGAGACGCAGAGCAACUUAUCGUGCAACGGGCGAUAUGUAUUUCGAGAGUGCGCUCAAGAAGCUUUACGUUGCCCACAUGGAUGUCAGCUCCAUGGCCACACAGUGUCUUUUCUUCGUAGCUCUUUACUUUGCCUUCCUUCGCCGUCCCCUCCAAGCAUGGGAGUAUAUCUCCGCCGCAGCCACCAAGUGUCUCCUUCUCCUUUCAUACUCUUACCAAGAUUCCACUUCCGAAGAUCAAGAACGUAUCCGCCGCAUCUUUUGGUCCUGCUACAUCCUCGAAUCGGAUUACUUAGCUGAGCUCUCCAACUUGCCGCUAUCAGGUAUUGCUCGUAUUGAAUCCUCAGUUCCGCUACCAGGUGCAGGGUACAGCACGCAUUCGAACGCCCAAGAGGAGGAGCAGAGCUCUUUGUACUUUUUGGCUUGUAUCUCGAUGAGGAGGCUGCUGAAUCGAGUACAUCAGCUACUGUAUGCGAGGGAAACAGGCGCGAGUUUGGAUGAUAACCGGUUCCCUGGCAUUGUGAAGGAGCUGGAUCAUCAGUUGGAUGAGUGGAGGACUGUGCUGCCAGAAGCCUUUGCUUUCGAGGUUGAGUGGCCGCCAGUCGGUGCGAAGCACAAUAUCAUCGGAUUAAAGACGGAGCAUGGGGGGUUCCUGAGGCAAAGGUAUCUCACUUGUAGGAGUGUCAUCUACCGGCCAUAUCUUAUGUGGAUGCUAAGCAGUUCGAAUGCCGGCUCCAGCCCUGUAACCAGCCCUGUAACCAGCCCAAAUAUAACAGCCGGUGGAUCCCGUGGCAUCCAAGGUCCCCUGGCCUCCGUUCCAGCAAGCAGCACGGCCGUCGGCGUGAACAGUACCACUACCCCAAUGGCAGGCGCAAUGCUCGUUCUCUUGGCCGCCUGCCGGAUAUCUUUGCUCAAAGACCUCAUCAGGCCCGAGAUCCUCCAAGCGGGAAGCCACUUGAGGGAAUUGUUGGUAGGAUGGCAGAAAGUGCAAGGAGAUCCGAGCUCGCCCAGCGUGGAUCAAAGCGUGCAUAUUAUUAAGGAGGCCGAGAGAUUCAUUAGACAGGUCUAUAAGGGUGAGAAGGAUGAAGAGGAAGGCCGCAUUGAGGAGUAAGAUGGCAGCUCGCAUGGACCGCGAAAAGAGGCCGAUCUCAAAAUGACAGAAAG
This is a messenger RNA of Neurospora tetrasperma FGSC 2508, 1973 nucleotides long. RefSeq lists its product as uncharacterized. Lineage: Eukaryota; Fungi; Ascomycota; Sordariomycetes; Sordariales; Sordariaceae. The record is from RefSeq and is a predicted model, not a curated record. Gene Ontology annotation, molecular function: DNA binding; zinc ion binding. Bases 1 to 1920 code for a protein of 639 amino acids. The transcript has 7 exons. Gene Ontology annotation, biological process: DNA-templated transcription.